AAAAGAAAAGCAAGGUUAACAAGAACAACGUGGUGGGAGGGAAGAAAGAAAGAUAAAAAAAAAAAAAAUGGAGAUGGAGAUGAGCUGCGAAAACCUACCAAGCCUUGUAUCUUCAUUCGUCGACACUUUCGUUGACUUUUGUGUAACCGAUGGAAUGUUUAUGCCCCCGGCCCCACCUCCGCCGUCUCCUCCUCCGCCUACUUUCAUCUCAUUACAAUCCUCCUCUUCAGAAAACCAACGGCGGCGAUUAAUCGCAAUCGGCGAUCUCCAUGGCGACCUGAUGAAAUCAAAGGAAGCACUCCGGUUAGCCGGUUUAAUCGAUUCGAAAGAUAACUGGUGCGGCGGUGGGUCCACUCUUGUUCAGGUCGGUGAUGUCCUUGACCGUGGUCAUAAUGAAUUAAAAAUUCUUUAUUAUUUUGAAAGACUUAAAAGACAAGCUGUUAAAACAGGUGGUAAUGUUAUUACUAUGAAUGGAAAUCACGAGAUUUUGAACUUAGAUGGCGAUUUUCGGUACGUUACUCCUUCGGGUUUAGAUGAAUUUAAUCGCUGGGCUUUUUGGUAUUCAAUUGGUAGUAACGUGAAAAGAAAAUUAGGAGGAGGGUAUAAGGAGAGUAACGACUUGUAUGACGGUAUUCCGUCUACUUUCCCUUUUAUAAAACGCCGAUACGUUCAAGGAUUUAGGUCUCGUAUAGCUGCAUUGAGGCCUAAUGGUCCUAUUUCCACUAGGUUUUUAUCAAACAAUUCGACCGUGCUUGUUGUUGAUGACUCUGUGUUUGUUCACGGUGGCCUUUUGGCGAGUCAUGUUGAUUAUGGUUUAGAACGGAUUAAUCAAGAGGUUAGCGAUUGGAUUAGCGGGACUAAACGUAAGGUUACUUCUAGUUUAGUUAGGGGAAGGAAUUCUGUUGUUUGGUUGAGGAUAUUCUCUAACGAGCAAUCUAAGGACUGUGAUUGUCGUACGCUUGAACACGUGCUUUCUACUAUUCCCGGGGCCAGGAGGAUGAUCAUGGGUCAUACGAUUCAAGAGUCGGGUAUUAAUGGUGUUUGCAAUAACAUGGCUAUUAGGAUUGAUGUUGGCAUGUCUAGAGGUUGCAUUAAUGGAUUGCCGGAGGUUCUAGAGAUUACUAAUACUCAUGGAGUACGCAUCCUAACAUCAAACCCCAACCCCAACCCUCCUCCUCAACAGCCUGUUUUCAUCCCUCAAGAAGUUGGACCUAAACAAGUUCCAGUCAAGGCUUAAUUUCUGCUGCUAUAAGUUUUUGAUUUUGGUCCUUUUGUUACACUAGAUAGCUUCUAGACUGUAGUUUAAGGGUUGCUGGCUGGCUGCUGCUUUUUAAGUGUAUCCUAACAAUGCAACUUUUACAUUUAAUAAUUAUAUUAUUUCUUUUGUAUUA
Erigeron canadensis is the source of this 1391-nucleotide messenger RNA. RefSeq names its product shewanella-like protein phosphatase 2. The record is from RefSeq and is a predicted model, not a curated record. Gene Ontology annotation, molecular function: hydrolase activity. Bases 68 to 1237 code for a protein of 389 amino acids. The transcript has a single exon. NCBI's taxonomy places the organism in Eukaryota, Viridiplantae, Streptophyta, Magnoliopsida, Asterales, Asteraceae.